Vitrella brassicaformis is the source of this 4081-nucleotide messenger RNA. NCBI's taxonomy places the organism in Eukaryota, Vitrellaceae. The record is from the annotation of a GenBank genome assembly.
CCGCAAAACACCACAAUAUCAUCAUCACAUCGAGCUAUCUCCCUUCCCCCUUGUGUGCAUCCCGAUGGGCCAAGAGGAACAGCUUCUCUUCAUCCGUCCCGUUGAUCGGCCCUGUGACAUUGCCAGGGUCAUUCGGUGGCGGGGGCUCCGGGCACGUGAUCGUCACGUCGGCCGUAAUAUCACUGUCGCACAUGUUGUUGAUAAGAAAGGCAUAGAGACCUGGUUCAGCGAUGAAAAUUAUGAGGCCGUCCAGAAGCGUUCCCCGCAGGACAGAUGGCUCGAAGAAAAGGUCGCUCUCACAUCCACGGAAGACGUGUAUCCACGUCGCAGCCAUUGACUCUUCGUUGUGAAACUCCGCACCGAUGAAGCUUGGUUUGUCGAGCUGGGCGAAGAGCAGCCUUUGCGCUAAGGAGGUACCGUUACAGAUAUCCCUCGCGAGGUCGAAAACCGGAAGGGCCUUGUCGAGAAGAGCCGAUUUGAAGGCAACCCUCGUGCCGCAGAUGGCCUGUGGCCCAUCGGGGAUGAGAUUGGUAACGAAUGCGCUGUUGGUCUCAUCUAGGAGGCUUGCCGGGCACCCAGCUGCACACACACAGAUACAAGAGCGGGAGACAUAUACAUCUUGCCGACAUGCAGGGGAGGGGAGUGCUGUUCGCUUACGUAUAGGCAACUCGCGUGUGCCCGGUUUUAAUCCGGUGAAGGGGACUUCCUCUUUGCCUAGCAGACUUGUAAUUGGCGGCAGUUCCACAGCCGGCCGUUGUUGGAACGGGGGCACUGCACACAAACCACACCAAAGGUGUAUACAGGGCCAAUCUGUUAUCUCUGCUUGCCUCACCAGUUACACUGCAUAUUCGCGUGACAAUACUGCCGUCAAUGGUGAGUGCAUCCUUCGGCAGCGGUGGGUAGAUCAUGCCCACCAGCUUAUCGCCCGCCCUGAUCUCUCCCCUGAAGUCGUCGUAACUCAAUGUUGAUGAACCUCGGCUGUUCACCUUGAGCAUAUCAGCACGACACUUCUCGUCACGUGUCACACCGAAGUUGAGGAUCAUGUCAGCGGUGGAGUUUUCCGACGCAAUGACGGUCACCUCCACUCCCUUGUUGUCCCUCCCAGCGUCGAUCUUAAGCAGGAUGGUGUCUCGCGCAUCAUCGUCUUCGGUAAACAAUCCUCCAGUGACCUCCACUUUCCCUAUGAAGGGCACUUUGCCGUCGAUAACGAUGUAGUCGCUGCCUCGGCCACCGGCUACUCGCAUGAGAUCGAGUGCUGAGCUGUCGCUGUUGAUGGUGACUGAAAUGCAAUCGUUGCCUUCCCGGCCAUCAGCUGUCAAGCUGCCUUGGCCGUCCUCCACGGAGACGCCCAGUGCAUCGUCGGACGGCGUGCCUCUACAAGGCGACUCGUUAUCGGCGGCGCAGGCCACUUCUUUCACCGAAGUCUCGGUCAGACACACAGGGAUGUUGGCUGACAUAAGGACGGAGAACAAACGGGAAUGGCGACGGGUGCAGGGGAUGCUCCAUCCUCCAUGCCUACCGAGUGACGUGACGGCAGCGUAUGCGUCCAUGAGCCCAUGUCCCGUCUGGUUGUCAUGGCCAACGUCGAAGUCCCCUGGGCCCUGCUGGCUCAGGUCGAUGUAAUCAUCCAUGUCAAUGGCUGUCUCGAACAGGACGUCUCGGAUUUCUUCGGGCGUCAUGCCGGCCUUCCAUUCAUUCAGGAGGGCUAUGACGGCCGCCACGUGCGGGGCCGACGCAGACGUACCAAAGAAGUUGGGAAAUCCUGCGAUCACACCGACGAUUCACAGGCUGAUAUUAGAAAUGUCAUGUCGGUUGGAUCGGGGGCUGCUCACCAGAGUUGUCCACAAAGCUCCCAAAAAAGGUGGUGUGCGUACCAUCCUGCACAUACAAAAGGACAUCAGAGCAUUCCCAGCCUUUCUGCAUAGCCGUCGACCGCAAGUCGUCUUACUGCAGCGGUUAUGUCGGGCUUCUUUCUCAUCUCGAAAGUGGGAUUGCCGUCCUUGUCAAACAGAAUCGGUGUUUGUCCGUGGCUUGUGGAGGGCUCAGCCACUGGCGGAUCCACUGCCCCGAAACGAGGCGUGUCGGCAUACUGAAUGACAGGCACACACAUGCGACAUCAAACCUGAGUGAAACUUGUAGGACUUUUCUAACAUAAGCAGCUGCUACUGCGAUAGACAGCGGCACGUUUUUAUGCCCGCAGACAGUCGGUGCUCCAUUGAAGAACGUCUGUGGAUACGAGUUACCCAGGGGCACCCAAAGGUACCGCAUAAGCUCCGGAGCCGGCCCUUCAAACAGCAGAAUCUUGAGUUUGAAUGCGGUGUCAGGACCAGGGACGCCGUCCACAUCGAUAUUUCCGUCGUUUGUAAACCAUAACAACUCCACGGCGUCUCUGCCGAUGUUCAAGUCGGUGCCGCCGGAGCCGAGGAGGAGAUUCAGCGGAUUAUUGGCCAUGUCAAAUAGCAUGAUAUCCAUGUCGGAACGCGACCCAGCUGGCCCCUCUGAUGCCGAGAAAAACGGCUCCGACCACUGCAAGCUGAUUUCAAACGACUCGAACACCGGCACAUGUAUCACCUGAAACAUCGGUGGACCGCAGGCGUCAUGUCCGCCUGGCUUCCUGCUGCCCCAUACCUGGUGGUCGACAACAGCUUCAGAAUCGUCAAAGUCAUGUGCAGUGUAGGUGACCACUUCUCCCGUUGGGCCUGUUAUUGUCGUCGGGACGCCUGCGUCUCUGAAGCUGUCCUGGUAGGCAUUGAUGCCAUUGCUAAAGGCACAGAGGAGGAAAGUGUCAUCGGCUGAAUGAUGCGGCCCCAUUUGCGGUCUCACUUGCCGGUCGACGAGAUAUAUGAUACGCCCUUCUCACUGGCUGUCUGGGCGGCCUGCGCAACAGUUCCAUCCUGCACCACCCAGGCAACCGCAGAAACAAAUCCACACAACGCAUUCAGUGCACAAAACACACGGCAGUACCUGAAAGAAAGGCUCGGCAUAGUAUGAAAUCUGGUUGCAAAAUAAAUGAAGGACGCAGAGCAUUAUGGAGAUGCACAGGGCGGCACAAUGGUUGUUUCUCACAUCGUCAACCAGGAUGUCGUUGAACUCCGCCAGUCGAAGAAUGUUAUUCGCAAACACCGCCGCCCCGAUAAACGCUGCGGCAAAGGAAAGGUCCGCAUGUGGAGCCAAGUCGUGUACCAGCUGAGCCAUCGCUGACGCACACCCAUACAGACAGACCACAUGCACAAGACAAAUGCAACACGCGCCCUUUUCCUUAUGGUGUUCAGCCCUCAGCCGGCCAUUCACUCACCUCUGCCUUCGUCAAUGUCACCUGGCGAUCCAUCCUGAACCACCAAUAUGCCUUUGGGUGGCAGGUCGCCAGUCUCCACAUCCUUAGCCAUCGACCCAAAGAAGCGGCUGGUCAUGUCCACACUGUCAGAGAGGAGUCCAAUCUUCUGACCGCGACCAGUCAGGCCGAGUGUGGUCCUCACCACAUCGACACGGUGUGCCAAAUCCCCUUGACUGGUCGCCAGUCCGCGAGCCACAUCGACGCUGCCGAGUGAGUCGAAUGCCCCUCGGUGAACGAUAAAGCUGCGGGAUGCAUAGUGGAGCCUCGGCAGCGACGGCAGCCUGUCGAUGGCCGACACGGGCAGCCGCCCAGACACCACCUUCUGGAACGCCACACCGUUCUCCAUGCCCAUCUGCUCCAGCUCCUCUAGAAGCCGAGGGGCAUCGUCCUUGCUCUUCGCGACGACAUCAACGACCACCAGGUCAUCAGCGCGGAUGGUGGUGAAGCCUCUGGGGGUGCCGAUGCCCUCUCGGUCAGCCUGUGCCCCCUUCUUCGCGUUGACGCGAGCAGUUCGCUGUUCCGCCCGUGACGGGGGACGCUGGACGGUGGCUGGUGCGCGUACGCCCUCGCCUUCUGGCUGGAUGCCGAUGAGUGAUGAGAGCGUCCAGCUGAUCUUGGCAUCGAUGGCCUCGUCCUCGGCACUCGCACUCCUGCCACUGUACUUGGACACUAGUCUGCUGUAUGCUGAGUGCAGACAUAGCAGGAUAAUCGAGAGGGCGAUAGGAGACGCCCUACACAUUGUAACAA